GCAUACCCGACCAUCUCUCAUGGCGUUCAAAGUACUGUGGGCAACGUUGCUGCCCGCAUUAUUCACACUGGCCUCUGCACAUGAAAAGGGAUCCGCAAUGUAUCGUCCGAUGACAACUGUGACGAGGGGUGGGCAGGCGCUGACGCCGACGCCGACCGCAUUGUCGUUCUUGGCCCGCCGUGCCGACACGUCCUCUGCAGUCGCGCCUUCGGCUAGUGCGUACGCUCUCAGCAGUUCAUUCUCUAUCAACAGCAAUGCAGCCACGAGGACGUACGAUUGGACAAUUGCGUCUGAGACUGGUGCUCCUGAUGGCUUCACCCGCAACUACAUCACGAUCAACGGUCAGAUGCCCGGCCCCCUCAUUGAGGUGAACGAAGGAGACACCAUUGUUGUCAAUGUACAAAAUAAUCUUGAUGACACAACGUCUAUUCACUGGCAUGGUAUCAACCAAAAUGGAACGGCUUACAUGGACGGUGUUCCCGGUGCAACGCAGUGUCCUAUCCCUGCUGGUGGCAGCUUCACGUACACGUUCACUUUAAGUCAAUACGGAACCUACUGGUAUCACAGUCACACCGCAGUCGAGUAUACCGACGGAUUACUUGGGCCACUGAUUGUCCACUCUGUCAAUGAUCCUCUCGUGCGAGGCACGGACUUUGAUUACGAGCAGGUGUUGAUAAUCCAGGACUGGUACCAUGACGAAGCAAGAACCAUUGCUACUGAUCUUCUCUCUGUGGAUGGUUAUGACGGUACGGCUGCAGCACCCUCCCCCCAAAGCGGCCUUAUCAACGGAAAGGGCGUUUUCGAUUGCUCCCAGCUGACCGACUCGACGGGCUGCUCCACUCCUUCUUUCCCUGAGUUCACCGUCGAGCCGAAUGCGAAGACGCGUUUCAGGCUCAUUAACGGUGGCAGCCAUGCACAGUUCUACUUUUCAGUCGAUAGCCACACUUUGAACAUCACGGAAGCCGAUGGCACGCCUGUGUCUGGUGCUAGUUCAGUUCAUCGUCUCCCCUUCCACAACGGCCAACGUUAUUCUGCUAUCAUCGACACAAAUGUUGGCUCAGCUGGCGAUGCGUACUGGCUCCGUGCAACCAUGAAUACUGACUGCUUCUUCUCCACUGACUCUACCCUCAACACGACUGCCUAUGCCAUCCUUCGCUACGGCGCCAGUACCAGCGAGCCAACCUCCGCCGACUGGACCGAUGUCCUCCCUGAUGACUGUGUUGAUCUUGAUGACUCGCAGUUGGUUCCUAUCAUUGCAAAGGACGCUCCUGCUACUUCCGACAAGGUUGUUGCUUUCGAUUCGUCCUUUGGUACUGUAGAAAUCGCCGGUAUCGAUUACAACCGCUUCCUGGUUAACUCUACAUCAUACACCAAUUAUGUCUACAAGCCGAUCCUGGAAGCUGUCGCUGCUAAUGGCUCCACUGUUGUAAAUUCAACUAAUGUUGCCAACGCUCUCUUCGAAGACUCCGUCUGGACAGGUGACAUCAUCAUCAACAACCUUGAUCCCAACCUCGAUCAUCCAUACCACCUCCACGGCAAUGAUUUCCAAAUCAUCGCUCGUGGCACUGGCACGCUUAGCAUUGCCAAUGCUGCCUCCCUUAACUAUAACUUGACCAAUCCCGUCCGUCGUGACACCGUCGUCAUCCCUGGCGGUGGUUAUGCCGUCCUUCGCUUCUCCAAUGAUAAUCCCGGCGUCUGGGUCCUCCACUGCCACAUCGCUUGGCAUCUUGCUGAGGGCUUCCUCGGUCUCAUCGUCUCUAACCCCAAUGGCAUCGCCGCCCUCGACUACCCCGACUCAAUCCAGGCGCUUUGCAACGCUCGUCCCUCCGGCGUCUCCAUCGACACCACCGAGCCCGGCAGGAGGAAGCGUGGCGAAAUCGACACUCUUAUAGGCGGCGAUAUCGUCAAGCGCGGUGCCAUGGGCUCUCGCUGGUCAAGGAAACGGAUGAUUAACCAGCGUCGUUGAAUUAGGGGUUUCCAUUGUCGACUCAGUUGCUCCACUCAUAUACUCUUCUUUAUUGCAUAUCUCAUCUCUCGUUUUGCGCUCAGCCGACUUUCACUUUAGUGCUAAUAUUGUGAUUGUUCAGUCCAUUGUUUUACGUUUUAAAAAUUGUUGUCUUACCCGAGUCAGGUCAGUCCUGAAACUACAUUUUGCAUUCUC
Heterobasidion irregulare TC 32-1 is the source of this 2161-nucleotide messenger RNA. It is a transcript of the gene HaMco2, whose product is annotated as multicopper oxidase. The coding region runs from base 20 to 1966 and encodes 648 amino acids. The transcript is spliced from 22 exons. The record is from RefSeq and is a predicted model, not a curated record. Gene Ontology annotation, molecular function: oxidoreductase activity; copper ion binding. NCBI's taxonomy places the organism in Eukaryota, Fungi, Basidiomycota, Agaricomycetes, Russulales, Bondarzewiaceae.